Trichomonas vaginalis G3 is the source of this 714-nucleotide messenger RNA. RefSeq names its product repressor of RNA polymerase III transcription MAF1 family. Gene Ontology annotation, cellular component: nucleus. Gene Ontology annotation, molecular function: RNA polymerase III core binding. The coding region runs from base 1 to 714 and encodes 237 amino acids. Gene Ontology annotation, biological process: negative regulation of transcription by RNA polymerase III. The record is from RefSeq and is a predicted model, not a curated record. NCBI's taxonomy places the organism in Eukaryota, Parabasalia, Trichomonadida, Trichomonadidae. The transcript has a single exon.
AUGACGACACCUCACACCGAACAUAUUUUCAAUACUAACCGCCAAAAAGUAUACAAGAUGAAGUAUCUUAACACAUCUACUCUGUUCAAUAUUAAUCAGGAAUUGCUUGCACGAAUUACCCCAGAAUCUCGUUUCUGUUCUAAGGUUGAGUGCUUCGAGUUUUCCCAGGAAGAUCUUGCGAAUGUAAACUCAUCCAAUUAUGAUCGCCCUUACAUUCACAAUUCUUUCGGCCAAAGCCCGAACUGCUUUUCCUCUGGUGCUACCUAUUCAUUAAAUACGUAUGCUAGCCCAAAGCAUUUCGGUGUUCUUAAAUCAUCUAUCGAAGCUUCCUUCCCAGACUACGAUUUUUCAAAUAUCUGUCCAUGGCAUCUGAAGUUAAUUAAUACAGUCGAGCAGGCCCAUUCUGAUAUCUGCUGGCCUCUGAUGACGUAUUUAGAGAAUAGUGAUAUUAUUCAACAGAAGCUUUGGACAGCUAUCGAUACAGAAAUUAAUACCAACAAUAGCCACAUCUAUAAAUAUGAUCCUGAUGGCCCGGACGCUUUUAGUGAACAGGGCGUUUUCUACAAUUUAGUUCUACUCUUCCUUAACGAGAAGGAAAAUAAAGUUCUCAUCGUAUCAAUGCGCGAAGGCAAUGAAGACAAUAUGUCCGAUGAUGAAUGUGAUAUUCAGGCGGAUAAUCUGUUAGAAGCAAGAUAUGGCUAUGCUUAUUAUUGA